Messenger RNA from Apus apus (common swift), 1193 nucleotides. RefSeq names its product cell division cycle 34, ubiqiutin conjugating enzyme (gene CDC34). Bases 137 to 844 code for a protein of 235 amino acids. The transcript has 5 exons. Gene Ontology annotation, molecular function: ubiquitin conjugating enzyme activity. Gene Ontology annotation, biological process: protein polyubiquitination; ubiquitin-dependent protein catabolic process. The record is from RefSeq and is a predicted model, not a curated record. NCBI's taxonomy places the organism in Eukaryota, Metazoa, Chordata, Aves, Apodiformes, Apodidae.
CCGGCGUGCCCCGCGCGGCUGCGCUCGCAGCGGCCGCUGAGCAGCAGGACCCGCCGCCGCCGCCCCCCGCCCCGCAGCGGCCGUUGCGCCUACGCCAGUCCCCGGCUUCCAUCGCGGCCUACCCCGGCUUCUAGGCAUGGCGCGGCCCCUCGUCCCCAGCUCGCAGAAGGCGCUGCUGCUGGAGCUCAAAGGGCUGCAGGAGGAGCCCGUGGAAGGGUUCCGGGUCAACCUGGUGGAUGAGGGGGACCUCUACAACUGGGAGGUGGCCAUCUUCGGCCCCCCAAACACCUACUACGAGGGCGGGUACUUUAAGGCUCGUCUCCGGUUUCCCAUCGACUACCCCUAUUCUCCGCCUGCCUUUAGGUUCUUGACCAAAAUGUGGCACCCCAACAUCUACGAGACCGGCGACGUCUGCAUCUCCAUCCUGCACCCGCCCGUGGACGACCCGCAGAGCGGGGAGCUGCCCUCCGAGCGCUGGAACCCCACCCAGAACGUGCGAACCAUCCUCCUGAGCGUCAUCUCGCUGCUGAACGAACCCAACACGUUUUCUCCAGCCAACGUGGACGCCUCGGUGAUGUACCGCAAGUGGAAGGAGAGCAAAGGGAAGGACCGGGAGUACACGGACAUCAUCAGGAAGCAAGUCUUGGGCACAAAGGUGGAUGCAGAGCGGGAUGGUGUGAAGGUCCCCACCACAUUGGCUGAGUAUUGUGUGAAGACCAAGACCCCAGCCCCAGAUGAGGGCUCCGACCUCUUCUAUGAUGACUAUUAUGAGGAUGAUGAGAUGGAGGAGGAAGCAGACAGCUGCUAUGGUGAUGAGGAUGACUCUGGCAAUGAGGAAUCUUGAUGGCCCUCUGGCAUAGCAAAACUUGCUGUAAACUACUGAAUUUUACCUCAACUAGGACACACUGGUUUGAAUUUAGGAUCUUUCAGCCCUGAAAUUAACUCUCUACCUCGCAGGGAGACUGUUCUGCUGUUGCAAAGGAAACCCCACCGCUAUCUUUGUAGAAAAAGCAAAAAAAAAGCAAAACCCCUAUUUUAUAAACUUCCUGGGUGGGGGGUGGGUGGGAAGGGGGAAGUCAUAUUGGGGCAGAAACUGUGGAGCUGGUGGCUCUGGCUGCGUGAGGAGUGACAGGAAAGCCUGGUGGUGCAGCCCCUCGUUUGGGCACGUUCAGUUCCUCAUCAGCCCUGGGUGG